AUGUAUUACCCUCAGUAUCCGACGCAACAGUACAAUCCGUAUCCUUAUCCUACGAAUGGUGCCCAUACUCCCGCUGUCUCCACUCCCAUGCCUGGGCCUCAGAAUGUACUGCCCGUACCUUCGGCUCUGAGCAAUCAAGGAGCCAUGCCCCAGGCAGCUUAUAGCAACAAUGCCCCCGCUGGCAACUUCGACACAACUGGACAGCACAACCCUCCAGGCAUGAAGCCUAGAGUCACAGCAACCUUAUGGGAGGACGAAGGCAGCCUGUGUUUUCAGGUUGAAGCCAGAGGUAUCUGUGUCGCACGGAGAGAAGACAACCAUAUGAUCAAUGGUACCAAGCUAUUGAACGUCGCUGGUAUGACCCGAGGCCGUCGGGAUGGUAUUCUGAAAAGUGAAAAGGUUCGACAUGUUGUCAAGAUUGGUCCUAUGCAUCUGAAGGGUGUUUGGAUCCCUUACGACCGCGCCCUGGAUUUCGCGAACAAGGAGAAGAUCACCGAACUUCUUUACCCUUUGUUCGUUCACAACAUUGGCGCUCUUCUAUACCACCCUUCAAACUCAAACAGGACAAGCCAAGUGAUGGCUGCCGCUGAACGAAAAAAGAAUGAAGCAAUCGUCGGUAACCGAUCAUUACCUUCGCUUGUUCAGUCGCAUCACCAAAUGAUGCCUGCAAUGCCUACUGGAUACACUUCUCAGCAGCCCCUCACGAACGGACAUCAAUCUAUGGCAAACACACCUCAGCCUCUCACGAAUGGUUCCCAGCCUCCCAUGAAUGGUUCUCAGACUCCCAUGAAUGGCUCUCAGCCACCCAUGCAAAACGGAGGUGGUAUGCUCAAGCGAGUGCGCGAAGACGAUGAUGACUUGCAUCGUUCUGGUCCUAAUGGACAUGAUCCCAUGAACAACAUGCAUGGAAUGCCCAACGGAUAUCCCCACCAGUCGCCCCUCGGAAGCGUCCACCAACCCCCCAUGCAGAAUGGAAAUGAUGGUGGGCUCAAGCGAGGCCGAGAAGAGCACGACGACAUCCACAGGACAGGCCCCAAUGGCCAUGAUCCAAUGAACAACAUGCCGGGUGGCAUGCCUAGCCUCCCAACUUAUGCCCCACCACCUCUCCAGAAUCUUCACCAGCCUCUUUCCAACGGUGAUAGCGGCAUGCUUAAGCGCGGCCGAGACGACGACGAUGAUGUCCACCGGUCAAGUCCCAACGGUCAUGACGCCAACGGCAAUUUCGAGCUCAAGAGACGCAAGACCGAGACCUCUACCUCGAAUGAUAUGCUCCCUCAAUCCCCAUACUACACCCUGUCCAAUGGAGCAUACCAGGGUCCUAUGAUGAACGGCAUGAACCCCUAUAAGCGACGGGACGAUGAAGCCGAGACACCUCGACCAGGCCCAAAUAUGAAUGAUCUAAACCACUUUGACCUGAAGCAGCGACACAAGACGAUGGAGUCGAGCGUCCCUGCUCCUCAGUAUGACGCGAUGAACCGACCCCACUCCAGUAUUGGAAAUUCGCCUGCGUAUGCUUCUGCCCCUACUGGCUACGAUCAUCUUACCCGACCUGCCUCCACCGUCGCGGUAUCUCCCUCAUAUCCUGCUGGUCCUGGUUAUGAACUGGCUCGACCUCCGACCAAUGUCCCUAGAAGACAACAGUCCUUUAGCUAA
Fusarium poae is the source of this 1653-nucleotide messenger RNA. RefSeq lists its product as uncharacterized. The coding region runs from base 1 to 1653 and encodes 550 amino acids. Gene Ontology annotation, biological process: positive regulation of transcription by RNA polymerase II. Lineage: Eukaryota; Fungi; Ascomycota; Sordariomycetes; Hypocreales; Nectriaceae. Gene Ontology annotation, cellular component: nucleus. The transcript has 3 exons. The record is from RefSeq and is a predicted model, not a curated record. Gene Ontology annotation, molecular function: DNA-binding transcription factor activity; sequence-specific DNA binding.